Messenger RNA from Truncatella angustata, 663 nucleotides. RefSeq names its product 60S ribosomal protein L10. The transcript has 3 exons. Lineage: Eukaryota; Fungi; Ascomycota; Sordariomycetes; Amphisphaeriales; Sporocadaceae. Gene Ontology annotation, biological process: ribosomal large subunit assembly; translation. Gene Ontology annotation, cellular component: ribosome; cytosolic large ribosomal subunit. The record is from RefSeq and is a predicted model, not a curated record. The coding region runs from base 1 to 663 and encodes 220 amino acids. Gene Ontology annotation, molecular function: structural constituent of ribosome.
AUGGCUCGUCGUCCCGCUCGUUGCUACCGUUACUGCAAGAACAAGCCGUACCCCAAGUCGCGCUUCAACCGUGGUGUCCCCGACCCCAAGAUCCGAAUCUUCGAUUUGGGUCGCAAGCGCGCCAAGGUCGAUGACUUCCCUCUCUGCAUCCACAUGGUCUCCAAUGAGUACGAGCAGCUGAGUUCCGAGGCUCUCGAGGCCGCCCGUAUUUGCGCCAACAAGUACCUCGUCAAGUACGCCGGAAAGGAAGGUUUCCACUUGCGCAUCCGCGUUCACCCUUACCACGUCGUCCGUAUCAACAAGAUGUUGUCUUGCGCUGGUGCCGAUAGACUGCAAACCGGUAUGCGUGGUGCCUGGGGUAAGCCCAACGGCACUGUCGCCCGUGUCAACAUUGGUCAGAUCAUCAUGAGCGUCCGCACUCGUGACUCUAACCGCGCCAUUGCUCUUGAGGCUCUCCGCCGAUCGCAGUACAAGUUCCCCGGUCGCCAAAAGAUCAUCAUCUCCAAGAACUGGGGUUUCACCCCCCUCCGCCGCGAGGAGUACCUGGAGAAGGUCGCCGCUGGCCGCGUCAAGGUCGACGGUGCCUACGUUCAGUUCCUUGCCAACCACGGCAACCUGGCCAACAACAUGAAGCGUUUCCCCGAGGCUUUCCAGGAGGCUUAA